AAACUUCUACAUCAAGUAAUGCAAAAAUGACUUCUGACCCAAGGACCACCAGAAAGAAGCGACAGAGAUCAGAAUCUCCAGAACCCAGCAGGGUGUCUCUGAAGAGUAACAGGUCCAUGGAUCAACCCCCUAGACUCAGUGACUCAACUGUGACCCCUCACCCUCUUGGUAAAGAUAUACAUGACCAGAGUCUAUUUGUGCCAUCCACUUCAUCCCACAAUCAGACCCAUGUCAGGCAGGACAAAGGUGAAGCCAUAGGGCAGAAACACAAUCUGGAGUCUGGAGACCUGCAGCGAGUUAAAGACAGUCACAAAACCAGUUUGAAGAAGAAACAUGAGAAAUUAUUUGAGGGAAUCAAACUCCAAGCUAAAGAAACAUUUGUGAAUAUGAUCUACACACAUCUCUACAUCAUAAAGGGAGAGAGAGAAGGAGUGAAUGAAGAACAUGAGGUUUUACAGAUGGAGAAAACAGCCAGGACAAAACACUCACAAGACACUAUUGACUGCAAUGACAUCUUUAAAGCCUCACCUGAACCAGGAUGUGAGGAGAAAGACCAGAUCAAGACUGUUCUUACUAAAGGCUUCGCUGGAAUCGGAAAAACUGUCUCUGUGCAGAAGUUCAUUCUGGACUGGGCAGAGGGAAAAGCCAAUCAGGAUGUAGAUUUCAUGUUUGUGCUUCCAUUUCGAGAGCUGAACUUGAUCCGAGAUCAUCAGUACAGUCUUCAGAGACUUCUGCUGGACUUUCAUCCUGAACUUCAAGAUCUGUACUCAAAGAUCUAUGAGGAGUGUAAAGUUGUGUUCAUCUUUGAUGGUCUGGAUGAAAGCAGAAUCACACUGAUGUUUUCAGAUGAUCAGAAAGUUUGUGAUGUGACUGAGACUUCAUCAGUGAGUGUGUUGAUGUCAAACCUCAUGAAAGGAGAGCUGCUUCCCUCUGCUCUCAUCUGGAUCACCUCCAGACCAGCAGCAGCCAAUCAGAUCCCCUCCAAAUACAUCAACCGUCUGACAGAAAUUCAAGGAUUUAAUGAACCUCACAAGGAGGAAUAUUUCAGGAAGAGAAUCAGUGACCAGCAUCAAGCCAGCAGAAUAAUCUCACACAUCAGAAGAGCAAGAAGCCUCCACAUCAUGUGCCACAUCCCUGUCUUCUGCUGGAUCUCAUCCACUGUGCUUCAGAAGUUCCUGGAAGAAGAUCUGAGUGCAGAAAUCCCUCAAACUCUGACUGAAAUGUACAUACACUUCCUGCUGAUUCAGAUCAACAUGAGGAACCAGAAGUAUGAAGAAAGAGAUCCAGAGAAACUCCUGCAGUCCUACAGAGAAGUGAUUGUGAAGCUUGCUAAAGUUGCUUUCAAACAGCUUAUGAAAGGUAAUGUAAUGUUCUAUGCAGAGGACCUGAUUGAGAGCGGCAUAGACGUCACUGAUGCCUCAGUGUAUUCUGGGAUUUGUACUGAGAUCUUUAAGGAGGAGUCUGUGAUUCAUCAGAGAAAAGUAUACAGCUUCAUUCAUCUGAGUGUUCAAGAGUUUCUUGCUGCUUUCUAUGUCUUUUACCAUUAUGUGAAUAAUACGACUGAUACAUUGCAGUUUUGUGAUGUGAUACAUAAUCUGCAUAGAGAUGCAGUAGAUAAAGCCCUUGAGAGUGAGAAUGGACAGCUCGAUCUGUUCCUCCGAUUCUUGCUGGGCGUCUCACUGGAGUCCAAUCAGAUACUCUUACAGGAUCUACUGACACACACAGUGAACAGCUCAGAGAGCAUCAGGAGAACAACACAGUACAUUAAAGAGAAGAUCAGAGAUGGACAUGACCUCUCCACUGAAAGAUCCAUCAAUCUUUUCCUCUGUCUGCUGGAAGUGAAAGAUUAUACUCUGUCCAGAGAGAUUCAGGAGUUUGUGAAAUCAGACAAACACUCAGAGAAGAAACUCUCUCCUGCUCACUGCUCAACAAUCUCCUACAUGCUUCAGAUGUCAGAGGAAGUGUUGGAUGAGCUGGACCUCAAGAAAUACAACACAUCAGAUGAGGGAAGAAGAAGACUGAUACCCGCUGUGAUCAAAUUUAGUAAAGCUUUCCUUGCAGGUUGUAAUAUCACUGUUCAGUGUUGCGAGAGUUUGUCAUCAGCUCUUCAAUCUUCAAACUCUGGCCUGAUAGAGCUGGAUCUGAGUAACAAUGACCUGCAGGGAACAGAAGUAAAGCUGCUCUCUGAUGGACUGAAGAAUGCAAACUGUCAGCUGCAGAUACUGAGAUUAUCUGGCUGUAUGAUAACAGAGGAAGGCUGUGGUUAUUUGUCUUCAGCUCUGAGUUCAAACCCCUCUUACCUGAGAGAGUUGGAUCUGAGCUACAAUCACCCAGGAGAUUCAGGAGUCCAGCUGCUCAGCGACAGGCUAGAGGAUCCAAACUGUAAACUGGUGAAACUCAAUUUUGACUAUGGAGGACAUUUUAGAAUCAAACCAGGACUAGGAAAAUAUGCCUGUGAUCUCACACUGGAUCUAUACACAGCACACACUCAACUCAUCCUAUCCAAAGACUACAAAAAAAUUACAUGUGUUAAAGAUCAUCAGCCGUAUCCUGUUCAUCCAGACAGGUUUGAUGAUCGGGAGCAGGUUCUGUGUAGAGAGAGUCUCACUGGACGCUGUUACUGGGAGGUUAAAUGGGAAGGCUCGGGUCAUGUAGCAGUGGCAUAUAAAGGAAUCAACAGGAAAAGUGGGAUUGACAGUUGGUUUGGUCUCAAUGAAAUGUCUUGGAGUAUUUACUGUUCUGAUACAACUUAUACUGUCUGGUACAAUAAUAAUAACAAAGACGUAUUUGGCCCUUCAUCCCGCUCUAAUAGAGUAGGAGUUUAUCUGGACUGGUCGGCCGGCUCUCUGUCCUUCUACAGCGUCUCUGACACACACACACUCACACACUUACACACAUUCAACACCACAUUCACUGAACCCCUCUACGCUGGGUUUGGGGUUUAUCCUCAAGCUUCAGUGUCUCUGUGUCAGAUUUAACAACCUCUUGUGAGGAUCAACAGAGACACAUACAGAAUGCCAUUUACACAUUGGAGCAAAACAAUUAAAAGUUAUUUGCAAUUUAUAUAUCUUUAAUUGGCAACUUUCUCACAGUUAUGACAUCAGUUUAUAGUCACAAUUGUAAAUGUAAGAUGUAGAGUACUUAUGAGGUUGCACUGUGAGAUAAAGUCUGAUUACAAUAUAAAGUUGCAGUUCUGAGAUGUAUAGAAAUAAAUGUCAAAUUAUGAGUUAUAUGAAGUUAUACGUGUACAGUACACGUGUACAGCUAUUGAUUGUCUUCACUUAAAUAUUGAGCACUAGGCAGUUUGAAGUUGUAGAAAUGUCUGUGAGGUGUUUGAAUGAAAAUGUGAAAACCAGUGGUGCUCAGUGCAUUAGCUUCACCUUCAUCAAGCUGUGGAGCUUUCUGCAGCUAAAAGAAAAACUGUCAAACCUUUCACAAUUAUAUCACAGACUCACACUUUGUUUGACAGAAGAGAAAAUUAUGUUAAUGAAGUUUAUUUAUUACCAAUAAAGUUUUAGAUUUU
Molecule: messenger RNA, 3523 nt
Organism: Puntigrus tetrazona (Sumatra barb)
Lineage: Eukaryota; Metazoa; Chordata; Actinopteri; Cypriniformes; Cyprinidae
Product: NLR family CARD domain-containing protein 3-like
Molecular function (GO): protein binding
Source: RefSeq, a predicted model, not a curated record